CUUCUUGAAACACAUCACAAAAAUACAGUUUUUGGAGAUCAGUGAAGAUGGAAAACAUACAAAAUGUUCUUUCCUUAUUGAGAAGAAAUACACAGAGAAGAGCAUGGUAAACAAAGAAAACUUUCUCAAACAUGUUCGAAGACUCCCUCAUGUCAAGAACAGCAGAACCCUGCAAAACCAUUUAUGGCAUGCAAAUCUCAUCUGGACAGAAACAAAGUAAGUGGGUCAUUGCAGAGUGCUUUGGCUUUUCAAAACCAAACUUUGAGCAAAAAGAUCAUUUCAAAGUUCCUCAAGCUGCUCUGGCUGCAUGUUGGAGCAGCUCAUUUAACCACACAUUUACUGGCAGGACAUUUUGUUCUUUGCCCUUACCUGGACAAACUGGUUUACCAGUCCAUGUGAAUGCAAAUUUUGAAGUGGAUUCCUCUAGAAGGGACUUGUGGAAAGAGGAUGGUGAAAGUCUGAAGACUGAAUGGAACCAGUCACUGAAAGUAAACAUCAUUUCACCACUCUAUGCUGACCUCCUGUUACAUCUUUGUUCAGUCAUGAAGAAAGAUACACCUACAGCUCUUGUAUUCCUCAAGUCAGAGCUAGAGAAAUCUUGCCUUAAUUACUUUCCAUGCAUUUCACAGAAAGUAGACAAAGUCUGGCAUGAGAUGAUUCAUGAGGUCUAUAGAUCAAUCAACCAACGUGACCUUCCUGUCAUACCCACAGUACACGCUGUUCCUGUUGAGUCAUCACAUAUUUUACAAGAUACAAAAAUACAAAAAUACACAGUUACCUGGUGCAGUGCAUCUAAACCACAUUCAGAAAAUUGCCCAUAUUUUACAUCUGAGGGCCAUGAUGGAAUUUUCGAAAUUUUAGAUGACACCGGGAUGAAAUUAGUGCCAUACUCUUGGAAAAUGCAUGAAAUAAAAGAGAAUUUUAAAGCAGCUGGUGUGAAUGUGACAGAAAUCAGUCCUUCAACAGUGAUGAACUUCUUGAAGGAAAGAUCAUUGAAUGAUCCUUCCCAGACCACUGGUAGUUUGCCUUUGCCUAUCAACCAGACCUUGAUCAAAAACAAAAUAAGAUGCUCGAAACUUUUGAACUUCUGCUUGACAAAUGUCAAUGAGAAAAAUAUCCAUGUCCUUAGUGGUUUGCCUCUUCUCCUCACAGAAGAUCAGAUAUUAAGAGUCUUUGACUCUAAAUCCCCAAAGCUGAUAUCAAGAUUUAGCAGUCUUUUCAAAGGACAUCAGGAGAUGUUUGCUGAUAUUGCUGUCAACAAAAAUCAUGUCCAAAUUCUGUGUGAGGGAAAGUUCAUUAAACGCUUAACAAUUGACAUAGCAGCAACGUAUCUGAAACCAGAAAUUGCACAACUACUUAGGCACUCAUUACCUGAUCAGAGGUGUCAGCUCUACAAAGCAGAGAAGGAGACAAUCCAAUGGCUGAAAACAUUAUGGACCUUCUUUGAUGAUCAAGAGAAAAGCUGCAAAAAUGAACAGCUGAAUGUCUUCAGUGAGAUACAAAAGCACUUUGAUGACAGUCCUAUCUUACCAGUCAUCUGCCCCCAUCAAAAUAACACAUGUUUCUUGCAAACAGUGAAGAACAUAUCAAAAGUGAUUCAGUAUGAAAGUGAAAAAAUAGCAUCCAUUCUCAUAAAACUGGGGUUCAUGAAAGUAGACCUUGUCUUUUUCACUGAUCUCAGUCUUGAAUUCCGUCACAAGUAUAUGUAUUCAGGACUCCUGCAAACAGGAGACAGUAGUGCUGUUUUAGGGCAGGUUUAUCAGGUACCUCAUUCACAGUUUGAGGAGCUGUCUAAAGAUGAAUGUAUAGAUCUUCAGGGCUUCUUACAGCGUGGGAUCAGAGAUUCCAGUAACAAGAGCCAGUAUGUGUCGAUAUUCAAGUCCUUGCCCCUGUUUGAGUUAAUAUCUGGAAAACGGGAAAGGAUUGAUUUACACAGCAGGGUAUUCAUUCUGAAUUCUAAGCAUCAGAAUGACUUUCUGAAUUUGUACCAUGUCAAUGGAUGUGACAGUAUCUUCCUCAAGUACACAUGGGUAAACUUAGAAUUGGCAGAAUGUCUACAAAUUCAGAUUCUGAAUGAUUUGGAGUUCUGUGUACAGUUUAUUCUUCCUUCUGUGCACAUGAUGAAAGAGGCCAAACUUCUUGAUUUCAUGCAGUUGUUACUGAAACUUGGACCAGUGGAUCAAAGGAUUGUCUCUGCAUUGAGUGAGGUCAGAUUUAUUCGAGACAUCCAUGGCUCUCUUCAGGUGGCUUCAUACUUCUAUGAUGACAGUGUAUCCUUACAGGUAAUGCUUCCAAAAGACAGAUUUGUGCCUGAAACAUUUUGGGAGAAUUUCAAAGAUAAACGUACAGAAGCAUAUUUGCUCUUAAAGGACCUUGGAUUGAAACAUAAAGUGUCUGAUGAGGAAAUCAUUCAGUUUGCAAAACAAAUUGAAUCUGAAACUAGAGGCAGCACUCCUUUAGAUGUUCUUAAAAAAAGAUCACAACUCCUGUUUAGGACUGUUUUAUCAAAGAGUAAUGACAAAAACUCUAAAUUACUGAACAGAGUUGCUAACAUCAAAUUCAUUUUCCCAGUGCAAAUUCACCAAACACUUUGUGAUUAUCACAAAGCCUUUGCGCAAAAGAGGAAGGCUGUUGCAAUCAGUGGAUCGUUGAUUGACAGAGACAACAAUUACCAUUUUCUCAUAUGGACAUCUAUGCCAAUCCUACCUUCAGAACACUGCUCUCCAUAUCACAUAAAGAAAAUGAAGGAUACUGGAGCCUUGGAGACUCCACCCCCUGCAAAAAUAGCUGCUAAUCUGGAAAACAUCUGUAGGUCACCAUGCCACACAGACAGAUUGUUGGAGACAAGAAAUAUCAUAUUUAGCAAAUCGUACGCCUACCUACAGUCAGUAGAUUUUGAUGUCUCUCUGUUCUCACACCUCCCCAUUAUUUUGGUGGAAAACGGGACAACACUUGUCAAGGCCACACAGACAGCACUUGUGCUACAUCAUGCUCUUGAGUUUAGGCCUUACUUGUACAACAUUCCCUCAAAGUAUAUGAAAUUUGAAGACUUCUUCAAGAAGAUUGGUAUCAAAGAGAGACCUACCAUCAAUCAAUAUAGCAAUGUUCUUCAAGAAAUUUAUUCUGAUAGCUCUGACAAAGACAGUCUUCAGGCAAAUCAGCAGAAAACUGUGAAACGUGUUGUACAACAGCUGUUUUGCUUGUUGAAAAGGGAACAGAACAAAACUCCCUUUUUCCUAAACAACCAACUUUAUCUUCCAUCAACAGAUGGAAAACUAUACAAAUCCAGCACGUUGUUUUUCAAUGACACUGUCUUCCAGGCUGCAAGACUUGAGGGUCCUUUGGAAACCAAGCUGAAACUGCUAGAAAAAUUAAACUGCUGUCAUCUUGGAAAUGAUCACUAUGAACAUCAAACAUUGUUGCAGCUCCUUCCCGAGCAUGUUCGCCCCAAAUUUCUCUUGGAUGUAAUUUCUGAAAACCUGGACGGAACAAGUGUCCAAUAUUGUGAUUAUGAAGGAGAGUGUGAAUUUAGUGGCUGGUUUGAAAAACACUUGUCUUCUGCUGCAUUUCUUCAUGGACUAAUCUGUCUCAUCAGAGAAGAGAGCAAAGGCAGUGUUUCACAUUCUGAAGCUGCAGAAAAGUGUGAAGAAAUUUUUUCAAAGAUUCAAAUUAUCUGUUGCAAAACUCUUCAAACUGAGCUUCUGUUAAAUCAUGAGCCACUUGAGGGUAGUAAGGCUGAAACAGAUGUUUAUGUGAAAAAACAGCAAAAUGGAUGCAGUUUCUACUUGAAACACAAUGAUGACAUGGCCCCCAAAGUAGUAAAUGAAGUUAAUAUGUGUCUUACUAAAGAAAUCAAUGCUCUUCUAAAGAACUGUUUGACCACCUCAAGUCUUCUAGUUCUAGUGCAACUUCUGAACUGUGACAACAUGGAGGAUGUUGAGAAAGCCUUAGCAAAAUAUGGCAUUCAUAACAGUGGCCACAAGAAGGAAGGACACGGUUCCUUACCAAAACCUGGAUGCUGUAUACCUGAAGAAUGGCAUGACUGCCUUGACAUGAAUUUCCUCAACAAUUUUGAAAGUGGAGAGUAUGUUGGCUUCAGCAAGGAUGAAUCCGGUGAAUAUUUCUACGCCAUUGUUAUCGAGCGAGUGGAUGAUUCACUGGGACAAACAAGACAGUUUCCUGCCAGAUAUAAAAUUCAAGUUGGCAGCGAUGACUUCAUUGAAGUAAGCUCUCUUGACCUUUACCAAUUUAAAAGGGAAAAGAAGGCAACUGUGUCAAAAGAGUCCACUUGCACAGAUAUAGAACGUGUUUUGACAUCUGGGCCUCCACCCAAAACAGUCUUUCCUGAGACUUUGGAAGAGAUCAAAAGAGAAAUUGACCAAAACUUAAAUGAAAUCUGGAAGAUGUCAAGUGAGGACAAACAAAAAGCCCUUAAACGUCUCUACCUCCGCUGGCAUCCAGACAAGAACCCAGGCAACGAAACACUUGCUACAGAGGGGUUCAAAUACCUGCAAAAGAGAAUUGAGGAACUACAACAAGGGACUACAACUACAACUACAACUGCACAAGCACAUCCUCAACUGGACAGAGACUUUCGAGAUUUCUAUGACAUGUGGAACACAGAGGCACGAAGUCACAGGAGGGGACGUGAGAGGUUCUAUCAGAACUAUUCUAGAAGGCACUAUAACUUUUGGUCAUACCACAGAGAAACUCCAAGGCCAAACAGAGAGGAGGCAAAACGCUGGUAUGAACAGGCUCAAUGUGACAUCAAAUCAGCUCACAAUGACACUGGAGGAGAAAGCUCAGAGUGGUGUCUGUUUAAAGUGCAUCAGGCUGUGGAAAAAGCCCUGAUUGCAGCAAUAUACAGGGGUGGACACCAUCCCAACAACUGCUCAAUAACUAGCCUUGCUCUACAGGCGUCCCAUUUCAGCUCACAGUUGGCUUCUUUACCGAACACUGUGAGGCAACUGACUGAACUUGGUGUUGAUGGCAAAAAAACUCAAUAUCCAAACUAUCACCAAUUUCCUCACAUUCCAAACAAGCGAUUUGGUGUUGAGAAUGCCAGAAGGGCAUUGGAUAUUGCAACAAAUCUUUUAGAAAAAAUAGAAGAAUACAUCUCUUGAAAUACCUUGAAACUACUGACUAAUGUUCUGUAGAGACGAUCAUUAGAAUCUUUUUUUUUUUUUUUAUUUAUUUGUUUUACUUUUGGUAUCUGUUUAGUACUGCUAACAUGCAAACUGGAAAUUCUUAAAUCUUUUUAAUCAUGUUUUAUUAAUUGUCUAGUUAUCUUUUUGCUUACUAUUAAAUGCAACAUUUAUAUUAUUCCAUACUGGACAUUCUUGUAGCAAACAGUAGAGUGUGAUAUUAGCAAUCCCAAGGUCAUGGGUUCAAUUCCCAGGGACUGAAUGAAAUAAAAUGUUCAUCUAAAUGCAAUGUAAGUUUUGUCUGCAAA
This is a messenger RNA of Labeo rohita (rohu), 5452 nucleotides long. RefSeq names its product sacsin (gene sacs2). NCBI's taxonomy places the organism in Eukaryota, Metazoa, Chordata, Actinopteri, Cypriniformes, Cyprinidae. The record is from RefSeq and is a predicted model, not a curated record.